This is a messenger RNA of Carassius gibelio (silver crucian carp), 1476 nucleotides long. RefSeq lists its product as uncharacterized. The coding region runs from base 344 to 1153 and encodes 269 amino acids. The record is from RefSeq and is a predicted model, not a curated record. The transcript is spliced from 2 exons. NCBI's taxonomy places the organism in Eukaryota, Metazoa, Chordata, Actinopteri, Cypriniformes, Cyprinidae.
GUUGAUUUUACUCAGGCUAGGAGUAGGCCAGCUAUGUGCUGUGGGAGGGUCCUUGAAAAGGAAACACACGGGCGCAGUGUUUGUUUGAGCAGCGCUAUUAUAAUCUCUCCUGCUUAAACUGACAGGAGUCCGCUGUUUAGUUGAGUUCACAAUAAAAGCAAGAUGUCAGCGGCGCUGGAGAAGCCCAGAUCAUCGCGCACAUCCAGAAGAGUCUGAACUACACGGUGUUUGACAGCAGGUGGAUCCCCUGCAGCUCUAAGUUUGUCUGUAUGGGGAACCUCGCCCGAGGAAGCGGAGUCAUCUGAUGCGGUUUUGGCAGGUUAUUUAACCAUCACUGAGAUUCAUGGUUCGAGUAACCAGAGCAGGAACUGCAAACAUUGAAUCUGAAAAGCAAAGUGCUUCCAUGUCCUUACAGGCAAUAGAUGAACUGUUCCUCUUCCUGAACUACCUUGCUCUUGGUCUGAAGCAGAGGGACCUAGCUGAGCGGUAUGGGGUGCAUCAAUCUACUGUAAGCAGAAUCAUUCCGACCUGGAGCAAUUUCCUGUUCUCUGUUCUUGGUUCACAAUGCAUUUGGAUGACUCAAGACAAAAUUAAGGAACACUUGCCAUCAGAGUUUGAAGACUACCCAGACACCACCACAAUUCUGGACUGCACAGAGCUCCGGUGUCAAACACCCUCCUCCCCUUUACUUCAGAGUGAGGUAUACUCAAACUAUAAGUCCCACUGUACCCUGAAGGGAAUGAUUGGCAUGGCCCCCCAUGGCGCUGUAACCUUUGUUUCCUCCCUUUUUGCCGGCUCAGUAAGUGACAAACAGAUCUUUGUAGUGUCAGGUAUUCUUACUCUGCUUAGGCCAGAUAUGGCAAUUAUGGUCGACAGAGGCUUCCUUGUGGAUGACUGUGUGCCCUGUAAGGUGUACAGGCCUGCAUUCCUCGCUGGGAGACCUCAGAUGCCAAAGCUCGAGGUCAGGGAGACCCAAUCUAUUGCACAUCUCAGAGUGCACAUUGAGCGCCUAAUUCGUAGACUUAAGGAAUUUAAAUUCUUUGAUACGGUCAUCCCCUUAAACAUGUUUGGGAGCAUAAAUCAGCUUUAUGCAGUUGCAUGCCUACUGUUAAAUUAUCAGUGUGGGCCACUUGUAAAAGCUUGGGCUAAGUAAAAGUGCCUCUUGUUUUUAUCCUUUCUUAAUCCUUGUAAAUAUAUCUUAAACAUGCCUCUAGAUUUCUUCUCUGUAUAUAUCAUUCAUCUCAUAGUUUAAACUUAAAAUCUAUUCACAAAAAAUCUGAUUAACUGUAAUAUAUUAAUUAAACUGUAUUUAAUUUAAUCAGUUAACAACAGAUCCUGUACAUUUGUGGAAACAAUUCAAAAUAAAGCAUGGGGCAAAAAAUAUGUACAAAUUGAUGGAAACUGAUUGAAUGGCUUGAAACGUUUCAAGCCAAAAGUGUUGGAAUAUAAAAGUAAAAGUAAAAGUAAUCAACCUUU